GCGUAUAUACGCGCAAUAGCUGGCAAUACUGCCCGGUAAAAGAAACUGCACCUGGUCAAAACUGAGGUAGAUAGUGCGCGGUCGGCUGGUUUUGUGGUGUCCACAGUCAAAUCCUGUGUGUGGCAGGGAACAGCAAUACAGUCCCCAAAGCCUCCGCUCUCGAUAAUCAACCUUGACAAAGUUUUGAAGUGUAUUUAGAGAAAUAGAAAUUUACAAAUUUCAACUCCACUACCAACUAAGAUGGACAGCAGGAACAGCCACCACUAAGAAAUGUGCCAAUUUUAUCUGAAUCAGAUGGUGAUAGUAUGCCUAAUGCACCCUUCCUUACAGAAGCUUGAUAGGCUUUUUCAAGAUGGCGUCGGCUUUCACUAAAGAAGAGAUUGACCUUCGAGAUGCUUGGACUGAUGAUGAUGAUGAAGAAGAAGAGGACCAAUUGGUGAUGGUUGAAUUGACAGGGAUUAUUGAUUCAGACAUUUUGAAAAAGUGUGACAAGAAAUGCAAGAUUUUGGGAAUAAAUACUGAAAAGCCUUUCCUUCAAGUUGAUAAAUAUGUGUUUGCUGGAGAGUAUGAAGAUGCGCUUGGUACAUGUGUUAUCUUUGAAGAAGACCCAAACCAUAUUGAUGAAGACCAUAAAAAACCACAGUUAAAGUACAAGUGUCAUACAGUAAAAAAACUAAAUAUGACAAGAACAUUUUUGACAGAAAAGAAGGAAGGUGAUGCAGGUGGGAAGAUAGAAUGGUUUCAUAUCAAAGACGUUGGUUCUUCCAGUUUGCCCACUACAAUGUGCAGCUUUGCACAAGAAAAUGAGGAUGGAGGAGAUUCUCAGAGUGAUGAAGAGCAAGAACUGGAUCGAUCAAAUGAGGACAGUGGACAACUGGAACAAAGUUUUGGAAUGGAAAAACAGGACACUGAAAUGAAAGAAGAAUGUGAAAAUGGGAAUUUGGGACUAGACAAGGAAGAAAGGCAGGGCUUUAAAUGGAAAGGCAAACAGGUGUCCGAGAAGAAAGAAAGUCAGAACUCUGAACUUAAAGAAAAGCUGGAAUCUGAUAAGCAGGAAAGAGAGAACUCUGCAUCCGAAGGUAAGCUGCAAUUUAAUGAGCAUGAAAGACAGGACUCUGAAUCUGAAGGAAAACUGGAAGCUUAUGAGCAGGAAAGGCAGGCCUCUGAAUCAAAGCUGGACUCCAACAAGGAUGAAAGUUAAGACACUGACUUGGAAGAAAUACUUCAACGUGGGAGGGAAAAAAUGCAUCCAACAUUUUGAAGUUACAACAUUUAAAUUGAGAUAUCUACUAUAUUAUAAUUAUGAUUUGUAAUAAAUAUGGCUAAGGAUUUACUCUUCCUUAAAAAUGUAUUCAUUUGUUUCAUUUGUACAGUUGUAUCUGUAUAGUAACAUUUUACCUGAAGCAACCCUUUGGAUUGUAUUUGAUUUAUAUGUUUUUAUAACCUUUCAAGCAUCUGUUAAAGUUAUAUGGUAAAUAGAUACAAAUAUACAAGA
Xenopus tropicalis (tropical clawed frog) is the source of this 1495-nucleotide messenger RNA. It is a transcript of the gene gtf3c6, whose product is annotated as general transcription factor IIIC subunit 6. Gene Ontology annotation, biological process: transcription by RNA polymerase III. NCBI's taxonomy places the organism in Eukaryota, Metazoa, Chordata, Amphibia, Anura, Pipidae. The coding region runs from base 353 to 1201 and encodes 282 amino acids. Gene Ontology annotation, cellular component: nucleus. The record is from RefSeq and is a predicted model, not a curated record. The transcript is spliced from 7 exons.